AUGUCGCACACGAGCCAGAUGGCACCUGCGACAGCAACAUCACCAUCACCACCACCACCACCGCCGCCACCAUCAUCAUCAUCACCGCCGCGGCCGCGGCCGGUGUCAGAUACCGACCAGCAUGCUGCUGUGCGCGCUGCUGCUGCUACCAGUGCUACCACUACCACUGCUGAGGGAGCGCAGCCAGGAAUGAGAAAACGCGGCGGAGCGGGUGCGAAAGAGGUGGAUAAGCGGAGCUUGGAUUAUUUGCUUCGUAGCGGGUUGGCUGGGGGUUUGGCCGGAUGUGCGGCCAAAACGGUGGUCGGCCCUCUCGACAGAGUCAAGAUCCUGUUCCAGACUUCGAAUCCACAGUUUGCCAAAUAUUCCACAAGCUGGUUCGGUGUUGUGUCGGCUAUGAAAUCGAUCAAUCAGCAUGAAGGCGUCCGCGGACUGUUCAAAGGGCACUCCGCCACACUCCUGCGGAUAUUCCCCUACGCCGCUAUCAAAUUCUUAGCCUACGAACAGAUCCGUGCCGUCAUAAUUCCCACCAAACAAAAUGAAACUCCCUUCCGCCGGCUGAUAAGCGGCAGCCUGGCAGGCAUUUCGUCAGUUUUUUGCACAUAUCCAUUAGAGCUUAUUCGAGUACGGCUGGCGUUUGAAACGAAGCAUAAUUCUAGAUCGUCCUUGAGGAAAAUUUGUUCGCAGAUUUACCAUGAAAACGGCGGAGCCGCGACUUCCGCGUCCUCUUCUUCAGUUACCACGGCCGCCGCGGUGGAGGGAUCCAGAUCCGGCCCUGCAGCCGUCGCUCCGGCCGUCAAGCGCGCUGCGCCGCUGGGGGGCCUGUCGAACUUCUACCGCGGCUUCUCGCCAACCCUCGUCGGCAUGUUCCCUUACGCGGGCAUGUCCUUCCUCACCCACGACACGAUCGGCGACUGGCUCCGCUCCCCGAGCCUAGCGCCCUACACCACCAUCCCGGAUUCAGAACGGUUCACCCGCUCCGGCCAGGAACAGCCUCGCUCCCACCGCGCCCAGCUCAAGGCCUCCGCCGAACUGUUCUCCGGAGCUCUGUCCGGCCUGGUCUCCCAGACUUCGUCGUACCCGCUGGAAGUCAUCCGGCGGAGAAUGCAGGUCGCGGGGGCCGUGGGAGACGGACACCGGAUGAGUAUCUUGGAGACCGCUGGAGUGGUGUGGAUGGAGAAAGGGUUUAGGGGGUUCUUCGUGGGGUUGACGAUUGGGUAUAUGAAGGUUAUACCGAUGGUGGCGACCAGCUUUUUCGUGUAUGAGAGGGGGAAGUGGUGGUUGGGUAUUUGA
Messenger RNA from Coccidioides posadasii C735 delta SOWgp, 1290 nucleotides. RefSeq lists its product as uncharacterized. Gene Ontology annotation, molecular function: coenzyme A transmembrane transporter activity. Gene Ontology annotation, biological process: mitochondrial coenzyme A transmembrane transport. Gene Ontology annotation, cellular component: mitochondrial inner membrane. NCBI's taxonomy places the organism in Eukaryota, Fungi, Ascomycota, Eurotiomycetes, Onygenales, Onygenaceae. The record is from RefSeq and is a predicted model, not a curated record.